This is a messenger RNA of Manihot esculenta (cassava), 1481 nucleotides long. Its product is annotated as NAC domain-containing protein 35. The transcript is spliced from 3 exons. Gene Ontology annotation, biological process: regulation of DNA-templated transcription. Gene Ontology annotation, molecular function: DNA binding. The record is from RefSeq and is a predicted model, not a curated record. Bases 38 to 1240 code for a protein of 400 amino acids. Lineage: Eukaryota; Viridiplantae; Streptophyta; Magnoliopsida; Malpighiales; Euphorbiaceae.
GUUUAUGACCUUGACUACUACUUGCUAUAGCUAGUUUAUGGCAAUUGCAGCAACCAUGAGCCUUAACCCAAACGAUAACAGUAUCACCUCCGCCACCACCACCACCACCACCAAAGAUGACCAUGAACAAGAUAUGGUUAUGCCUGGCUUUCGCUUCCAUCCUACUGAAGAAGAACUUGUUGAGUUCUACCUUCGCCGUAAGGUUGAGGGCAAGCGUUUCAAUGUUGAGCUCAUUACUUUCUUGGAUCUUUAUCGCUAUGACCCUUGGGAACUUCCUGCUUUGGCAGCAAUUGGAGAGAAAGAAUGGUUCUUCUAUGUGCCUAGAGACCGAAAGUAUCGAAACGGCGAUCGACCCAAUCGUGUAACUACUUCUGGCUACUGGAAGGCAACUGGAGCUGACAGGAUGAUCAAAACUGAGAACUCCAGAUCAAUUGGGUUGAAGAAAACCCUAGUUUUCUACUCUGGAAAAGCUCCCAAAGGUAUCCGAACAAGCUGGAUCAUGAAUGAAUAUCGUCUGCCACAUCACGAAACUGAACGAUAUCAGAAGGUAAACAACUCUGCUGAGAUAUCUCUUUGCCGAGUUUAUAAAAGAGCUGGAGUGGAAGAUCACCCAUCUCUCCCCCGUUCACUUCCGUCGAGAGCUUCGUCGUCGAGAGGAGCUCAAUCUGAGAAGAAAAAUCCUCAACAACUUUCCAUGGAAAGAUUUCAACCAUUUGGAGGAGUACAAUCUCAGCAAAUAGAGAUGGAGAAGAUGAGUGAAACAGAUGGAAGUAGUAGCUCAGAUGUCACUACUGCAUUAGGACUCUCCAAGAGUACUAACAAUAAUAAUGCGUACAAUCCAGUACCUACCAUUAAUACAUCACUUGGAUUACCAGCUGCAAUCGAAGAAGAAGAAAUUUUUCUAAAUCAGUCUAGACAAGCCUGCUCUUUAGUCCCUAACAACACCCACCUCUUCGCCGGCUCAGCUUCGGCUUCGUCCAACCCAGUUGAUGAUCUUCAUAGACUAAUAAAUUAUCAGCAAGCUUGCAUUAGCCACCAUCAGCAGCAACAAUAUUACAAUCUCCAUCAUCAACAACAGCAGCAACCUUCACAAUUCUCUAUCAUGGCACCGCAAACACAGCCGCUGGCUCUCAACGUGCUACCCAACUCACUGCCGGCCGCCUUUUCGGAGAGAUUGUGGGAGUGGAACCCAAUGCCAGAAGCAAAUAGAGAGUACAACGUUAACAAUCCAUUCAAGUAAAUCAAUGAACUGCACACAUACAUAUAUAAAAUCAUAUCUAUGAUAGUUUAGUUAGCUAGCUGUACUUUAUAAAGUUUAUAUUGCUGGUGAUGGUCCCAUAACUAAUCAAUCAAUCUAUCUAUAUAUAUAUAUGUAGGUUCUUUCUAAUUAUCAACUCUAAUUAAUGUCAUUAUGUUUUGAUCAAUUGUCUGAUAUUGAUUAUAAUGUAUGAUCUGUUUCUAUAUUAGGGUUUUGGAUUUAA